This is a messenger RNA of Lolium rigidum, 2069 nucleotides long. RefSeq lists its product as uncharacterized. The transcript is spliced from 6 exons. Gene Ontology annotation, cellular component: membrane. The coding region runs from base 115 to 1584 and encodes 489 amino acids. Gene Ontology annotation, biological process: fluoride transmembrane transport. Gene Ontology annotation, molecular function: fluoride transmembrane transporter activity. The record is from RefSeq and is a predicted model, not a curated record. NCBI's taxonomy places the organism in Eukaryota, Viridiplantae, Streptophyta, Magnoliopsida, Poales, Poaceae.
UAAGCUUCCUGAUUUUAUAUGGCGUGGAUCGGUGGCAGUUGAUUUUGAAAAGUUGCUCUCUUUUUUCUGGCAGAGCUGUUGCAUCACUUGUAGCCGGACAAUCACACUUGCAAGAUGAUGGACGAGUCUUCAACCAGGAGCCAUGUUUCCGAGGGAAAUCGUAUAGGCUAUGUAAGAAGCGAAUCCAUGGAUUCGACUGGUCAUCCUUCAGCUGCUAUCUCCAGUUCACUGCUAAGCAGGAGAAGCAGCAGGCUCAGUUCAAGGGGAUCCAUCAGCCUAUCCCGUGAGAUGGGUGACUCGAUCCUGAACUCUAUGAGGCAUUCCCUUCAGUCGGCAGACCAGUUGCUAGGUGACGCCGAUAGCUCGGCUUUGGCUCAAGUCAUUGACAGUGGUGACCGAGUGCUAGCGUUGGAAGAUAAUGCCGAUGAAGAUACAGCAAAUACCUUAGAUCAACAAAAGGCUGGUACUCUCCGGGAUAAUCGAAUCCAUGGCUACAGCUCACAUGGCACAGGUGUGCCAGCACCUGAAUCUUCUGUGGAGCCAAAGGAGGAGAGCUCAUCAGCCAAGGUUGAACAGUAUAUGCUUUCUCGAAGGCUUGACUAUGCUUCAUACUUGAUCCAUUUAGCUACCUUCGGGAUUUUUGGGGUAUUUACAAGGUACGGGCUCCAAAAGUUGUUUGGCCCAGGCUGUCUUGCACUCACCUCAAACCAGAGCCCAUUAUACCUUGAUCUUCCAUCGAACAUGCUAGGAUCCUUCCUGAUGGCCUGGUUUGGGAUCAUCUUCAAGACUGACAUUCGGCACAUAUCUGAUCAUCUCAUUGUUGGAAUCACAACUGGGUACAUGGGAAGCCUUACCACCUUUAGCGGGUGGAACCAGGCAGUGGUUAGCAUGUCUUCCAAAGACCAUUGGGCAUAUGCUAUAGCCGGCAUAGUAUUAGGAAUGUUCAUCGUCAAUGAGUCCAUCAGGGUGGGUGCUGAAACAGGUGAGCGCCUACGAAGCUGGAUCGUGAAAUGCAUCAAGGAAAAUAGUUCAAUAGGAACAAAAUGUGACUGGGAGCACUUGCGGGUGGACACUAGGACUAAACAUUAUGUCCUCAUAGCAGUUAUGUUGAUUUUGCUUUCUUUCUUGUGGGUUCUGAGCAUCACGUUGGCCAUAAUAAAGGUGCGCAGUCUUGCUGACGGCGCUGUACUCUGGUUGGGGUGCUCGGUCGCGCCUCCAGGCGUUUGGUUACGCUGGUACCUGGCAAGGCUGAACGGUCAGGGAAUUGGCAAAAAGAGAUCCCUCAAAUGGCUGCCAAUUGGGACACUUGCAGCCAAUGUUCUUGCUGCAGGCAUCAUGGCAUCGCUCGCUGUGACCGCCAAAGCGGUGAAUACAAAGCGAUCAGCAACUGUUCUUAAUAGCAUUCAGUUCGGAUUCCUUGGUUGCCUGAGCACAGUGUCUACUUUUGCUGCUGAAAUCUAUGCCAUGAGAAGCAGCGGACAGAUCGGUAGGGCCUUUGUUUAUGCCUCGGCGACCUUCAUGUUGUCCUUCGUACUGGGAACUCUGAUAUACUCAGUGCCAGUAUGGGUCAAGCAUUACCAAUAGCUUCAUCAACUAUUACGGACUUGAGUAUUUUUGUGUCAUGCUGCAGUUUGCAAAUUUGCAACAUUCAAGCACACAAUGCAAUUUGCAACAUUCAAGCAGACAGUGCAAUUCGCAACACUCAAGCAGGCAGUGCGAUUUAAGACAUACCAAGUUAUGCAUUCGAAGGAUAUCUGACUGCUUCUUUCAGACAUUUGAUGUACAUAGAAGAGCCUGAUCACUUUUACAUCACAAACAUGCGAUACACUCCGGUCCCAAAAUGUCCUGUAUAUCUGGGAUAUUUAUGAAAUGUAUGUAUCAUUUGUAACAAAAGAAAAACAACGAUCAUAUUUUGGGAGUAGCUUUGUCACACCUGUUUGUACAGACAACACGUAAGAUUUAUUCACCAGCAGCGGAAAUAUUAUUGCUAAAUUUGCAAUAACCAGUGUUUAUUUGUUUCAUCUGCCAUGUAAUCCUUUAAAUACAACUACAUGGUGCGUUGGUAACCA